Molecule: messenger RNA, 3427 nt
Organism: Suncus etruscus (white-toothed pygmy shrew)
Lineage: Eukaryota; Metazoa; Chordata; Mammalia; Eulipotyphla; Soricidae
Product: serine palmitoyltransferase 1
Exons: 15
Coding region: 20-1495 (491 amino acids)
Biological process (GO): ceramide biosynthetic process; sphingosine biosynthetic process
Cellular component (GO): endoplasmic reticulum
Molecular function (GO): pyridoxal phosphate binding; serine C-palmitoyltransferase activity
Source: RefSeq, a predicted model, not a curated record
GCGCCGCGCCGCUCCCGGGAUGACGCGACAUGUGUGCGACCCUCCGUGGGGAAGGAAGCCGCAGCGGCUGACUAUGGCGGCUACCGCGGAGCAGUGGGUGUUGGUGGAGAUGGUUCAGGCUCUCUACGAGGCUCCUGCUUACCAUCUUAUUUUGGAAGGAAUUCUGAUACUCUGGAUAAUCAGACUUCUUUUUUCUAAAACUUACAAAUUACAAGAACGAUCUGACCUUACACUCAAGGAAAAGGAAGAAUUAAUUGAAGAGUGGCAACCAGAACCUCUUGUUGUUCCUGUUUCCAAAGACCAUCCUGCUCUCAACUACAACAUCGUUUCAGGGCCUCCAAGUCACAAAAUUGUGGUGAAUGGAAAAAAGUGUGUAAACUUUGCCUCAUUUAAUUUUCUUGGAUUGUUGGAUAACCCUAGAGUCAAGGCAGCAGCUUUGACAUCUCUAAAGAAGUAUGGCGUGGGGACGUGCGGACCUCGAGGAUUUUAUGGCACAUUUGAUGUGCACUUGGAUCUUGAGGACCGCCUGGCCAAAUUCAUGAAGACAGAAGAAGCCAUUAUCUACUCCUAUGGAUUUGCCACCAUAGCCAGUGCUAUUCCUGCCUACUCCAAGAGAGGGGACAUCGUGUUUGUGGAUAGAGCUGCCUGCUUUGCCAUUCAGAAAGGAUUACAGGCAUCACGAAGUGACAUUAAGUUAUUUAACCAUAAUGAUAUGGCUGACCUGGAGCGACUACUAAAAGAACAAGAGAUCGAAGAUCAAAAGAAUCCUCGCAAGGCCCGUGUGACUCGGCGUUUCAUUGUAGUAGAAGGGUUGUAUAUGAAUACUGGGAUGAUUUGUCCUCUUCCAGAAUUGGUUAAGUUAAAAUACAAGUACAAGGCAAGGAUCUUUCUGGAAGAAAGCCUCUCGUUUGGAGUACUGGGGGAGCAUGGCCGAGGAGUCACCGAACACUUUGGUAUCAAUAUUGAUGAUAUUGAUCUUAUCAGUGCCAACAUGGAGAAUUCUCUUGCUUCCAUUGGGGGCUUCUGCUGUGGCAGAUCUUUCGUAAUUGAUCAUCAGCGGCUUUCUGGCCAGGGAUACUGCUUCUCUGCCUCGUUGCCUCCCAUGAUUGCUGCUGCUGCCAUGGAGGCCCUCAACAUUAUGGAAGAGAACCCAGGUAUUUUUGCACUAUUGAAGGAAAAAAGCGAACAUAUUCAUAAAGCUCUGCAGGGUAUUUCUGGACUGAAGGUGGUGGGGGAGUCCUUCUCACCUGCCUUCCAUCUGCAGCUAGAGGAAAGCACUGGGUCUCGAGAAAAAGAUGCUCGACUCCUCCAGGAAAUUGUCAGUCAGUGCAUGAAUAGGAGCCUCGCCUUGACGCAGGCGCGUUACUUGGAGAAAGAAGAGAAGUGCCUCCCACCCCCAAGCAUUAGAGUCGUGGUUACAGUAGAGCAGACUGAAGAGGAGCUGAAGACUGCUGCAGCCACCAUCAGGGAUGUGGCCCAGACUGUACUUCAUUAGUGGCAUCUCAGUGGUGGCCUCCACCGUGGGGCACACAGACCGACCUCAGUGUCACCAUGCAACGGCCUGGGAAAAGGCCUGUGGGAGUUUGUUUGUGGUCACUGCAGGACCUAGAAGAUUCUGAACAUUUCCAAAAAGAAAACAAAACUGAAGGCCCAGGAACUGAUUUCUUGAAGAGAAAAACUGAUAUGGAUAGAAAAAACAGAAUUUAAAUUGUGCUAUUUAGUACUAUUUAAACGUUUCAUGAUACUAGUGUUUUAUAUUUGUUACUGUUGUUUUAAAAAUGGAGCUUCAGGGGCUGGCACAGUAGCACAGUAGAUAGGGUGUUUGCCUUUCACUGACCCGGGUUCAAUCCCCAGCAUACCAUAUGGUCCCCCGAGCCUGCCAAGAGCAAUUUCUGAGGACAGAGCCAGGAAUAACCCUUGAGCACCACUGGGUGUGGCCCCCAAACCCAAAAAGAAGUAAAUAAAUAGAUAAUGGAGCUUCAGUUUAUCUCCUAUGGAAAAGAAUCUCUGAGCAGUCCUUAGGGUUGCGCAUAGGAAAGUGUCUGCAACAUCAAAGCUAACAGGAAUACUUUAACAUAUGGUUGAAAAUGUAUUCUUAAAGGUCUAAUUCAUAAUCAAUUCAGUCACAUAUUUUUCAGUUUUUAUCAUGUGGAACUCAGUAUUGGCUAAUAAAUAUUUUUGUGUGACUUAUAAAUUUUAUUAUAAUAUAUUUGAAUUCUGUGAUAAUGAAUUUUGUAUACUCUAAAUGUUGUUGAUAGGUGUGAAGCAAAGAGUACAGAAAGUAGGCAUUUGCCUUGCACGCCAUGGACCUGCAUUCAAUCCUCAGCAUCCCAUAUGGUCCUCCAAGCUCUGCCAGGAGUGAACCCUGAGCACAGAGCCAUGAGCACUAAAUAAAUAAAUAUUGCUGUUAUAUCAUUCCUAACAGUUAAUCUUAAUAUAUUAACUUGAGCAGUGUUUUUCAACCUUUUUGUGCAAAGGCACUUUUUCAUGAAAAAAAAAAAAUCACGAGGCACACCACCAUUAGAAAAUGUUAAAAAAAGAAUUCACUCUGUGCCUAUAUUGACUAAUUAUAAAGUAAUUCUCUUGAAUAGGAAUCAAACACAAAGAAGUUAUUUUAUAAGUACUUAUUAUGAAAUAAUCUAACGAUUGGUCUAUUGGUGAGCCGAAGCCGCAUGUUAUGGAUAAAAUUGGAAUUUUUCCCCUGGCACACCAGGCAAUAUCUCACGGCACACUAGUGUGCCUCGGCACAGUGGUUAAAAAACACUGAACUAGAGAAUAGUCAUUGUGCUUCCUAAGUGGCAAUAAUUUAAGUCAAAUAGUAUUUUGUUUUAAUAUAAUUGACCAUUACAUUUAUUAUGUACUGACUUCUAAUCUGUUUCAGGAAGAGGGUUAUUGUGUGAUGAUCAUAAAUUAUAACCAUGUCUGUGAUAUUUUAGAAUGUCUUGAAUGUCUAUUUUGGAUAGUGGGUUUGCCAAGAGACAUAAAUAUAUAUAUAUGUAUGUGUAUAUAUCUAUAUAUAUGCAUAUAUGGGCUUUUUCUAAGUAAAGAAAAUACUUUUUUCAGCUUAUAAAUUCCAAAUAUAUAAAAAAAUGAUGUGAAGAAUUAAGCAUAACAUUUUUAAGCUAUACUUUGGCUAUUUUUUUUUAGCAGUUAGGUAUAAAUGUGAUUUGUGCCACAAGACUGCAGAAAUACCAUGUCAUUUUUCCUUAUUAAAGAAAUAAACUUGUUUAAAAAUGUCAUUUUUAUAAUCAAUGAACAUAUUAACAAAUGGUCUUCAACAUCUUUUGUAAAAUUUUUAAUGUUUGUUUUCUAUUUUGCUGGAGGUAUUUCAUACACAUGUGCCUUGUGAUUGCUGCUGCUUUCAGGACUACAGUGUGCACUGGGGUGAAUCUAUGUUUUUAAUGAAAUAAACCUACAUUCCUGAUAA